ACAUAGUGAAAGACAAUGUAAAAUAACUUAUAUCAAUACUAAGAGGCGUGCAAGAACAAGUAACUCCACAAUGAGUCACGUUGACCCAGGACCACUUGCGAGUUAUGACAGUCUGGCAGACCCAAAUUUGACGGCAUAUUUCAACAACAGUCGCAUGAGGAAGCAUCUUAUUAAAUCAGGAUUGGUUACACGAAGAGGAGAAAUUGUGUCAGAGAAAGUUUUUCGAUUGAACAACGCUCGUAAAGAACAUCAAAGACAUGUCCGUGAUUUGCUUGCUCAGUCAAUUGUACACAAGGCAUUAGACAUGGAGCGACACCGACAAAUGCAAGUUAAAAAGCAACUUGAAGAAAUUGGUAAAGUUGAGCGUGUGAGACGUGUUAGGGCGGAUCGCGCACUGAGAGGAGAUGAGGACAUUCUUCCAUUGUUGUCCCCAAACAGCAAGACAAAGAAAAGGCGGCCAUUAACGGCCCCAAACAUGCGUACACAACAAACAAACACACAGGAACAACUACCAGCAAGUGUUGGUUAUCCAGCUUUACCUGGUGAUGCUCCUUAUAAUACCAGGUCAAGUAGAAUGAAGACGGCUUAUCCGAAAGUGGAAAUUGAUACCCAGCAUCUACACCAGUUGGACCAAGAAGCACUUCGUUCAUUUACUCUCAAUCUUUCCAAUUAUGAUCUUGGAAGUGGAGUAAGUCCUUACACUGUUCCUGUGCUCGAUCCUGCAUCCAGGGAGGCUCUUCCGGAACCUAAGAAACCGAUUCAGAAGAAGAAGAAGAAAUCAGAGAGCAGUAGGUCCUCUUUGGAGCAGAAAAGAGGAAAAAAAUCUUCACAAAGAUCAACUUUAAUGGUGAACAGGCGUUCUUUACUUCUACAUCGUCGUGAGCCACCCAUGAUACAUCGGAGCCAGCCACGUACAAUGUGCGUGAUCACAUUUAAAUAUCUCGGACAGAUGGUUCACCUCGACUGUGAGAAGGAGGAUCCACGAGAUGAAAUAUCAGUGAUGCAGCAACAUUGUGGGGGGGAGAACUUAUGUGUUUAUAGCGGGAAACUAUUACCUGGAGACAACUUCACAGUAGUUUCUCAACGUCACCGAAAUUUCCCGUUUUCUCUCACAUUUUAUUUGAAUGGAAUCCAAGCUGAGAGACUGAGCGCAUGCUGUGAAUACAAACAUAGGAAAGGACACAAACUUGGAGCAAAGACAAGUCACUUUGGAUUUGUUAACUUUAAAGGGGCCAACCCAUGUUACAAGUGUUUGGUUGCUCAAGGUCAGUUAAAAUCUCGACCGAGUCAAGAAAAAUAUCCCAAACAAAAUUCACAGCCGUGGAAGAAGAGAAAGCAGUCUAAACCUGUUUCUAGAGAUUCUUACGAUGAUGACUUUGAUCAAGAAAGCAGCAAAAAGACGACAGAUGAUGACAAAAAGAAAUCUGGCAGCAGCACAUCUUCAAGCUCUGAGUCCGAUGUUAGCAGCGUGAGCAGUUUAUCGGACACCGACGCUAAGUCACCCACCGAUCGCUCAGCUGUGACCUCCCCUAAACCAACACAAGGUUCACCCAAAAGAGCAAAGUCUCCCCCACAUGUCCCAACACCCCCUAAAAGAACCACUCCCCCAAAAAGUGGAACUCCAAAUAUUGGAUCACCAAAAGCUGGCUCCCCUAAAGUAGCAUCACCUAAAUCUACAUCACCCAGAAGUGCUUCUCCACCCCCUAAACCUGUCCGUGCUGAAACCCCAACAAGCCCGACGCAAGUCUCACCCCCAGCUGAAGAAAUAUCAAGUGAGAGUUCAAGCAGUAGUACCAACAACCCGUUGGUUAAACUUGGAAUCAUAAAAAAGAAAAGUUCAAGCUCAUCGUCAUCAUCCAGUUCAUCAAGCACAAAUGGAGGAACAUCAGAAACAGAAGGAGAAUCUUUUAAUUUGCAUCAAACACCGAGGAAAAAGGUUGAUUCAAUAACUGCAAUGUACAAGGGCCACCGUACUGUGCAUGUUUCUAACAUUGAGCUCCAAGAUAGCCAGGUAACUGAGCUUUGCACAUACUUUGCUGAGGAUCCUGCUUCUCUUAUGGUGGAGUCAGUUAAGCUGAACAACUGUGCAUUGGGUGAUAAGCAUAUGUCGCGCAUACUGGAUAUAUUAGCAAGAUCAAGGACUAAUAUCAAGACCUUUGAUAUUGGUUCAAACAACUUGACUUCCUCAAGCAUGCUUAAGUUGGUAAAGUUUGUUGAAACAACUCCUGUUGAAACUCUUGUACUGGAAGACAACCCACUUAGUGAUAGUGGGGUUGAAGCUCUCAUGCAAGGAUUGACUUCCAUUCAUCAAAACUCAUUCAAGAGUCACAAUGAGAAGAAGGCUGUAAGAAAGUUGGUUAAUGAUGUCAUAAAUGAUGCAGAGAGUGAAGUGAAGUCAGACGGAAGUAUUGAUAAAAAUGGGAUACCAACUGCAGCCAAUGCUUCUAGUUUAAGGUCCAGUGUUGCCAAUGAUGCUUUCCCAUUGGUUUGUUUAUCACUGAAUCGUGUAAAACUUGGUGGACGUGGCAUCACUGCUAUUGUGAAGUUCCUAUGUGAGAAUCCUCCACUCAAGUCUUUACAUUUAAAUGGCAACUCACUUUCGGGCACAAGUCUUGGAGUUUUAUGGAAAGGACUUGGUGAAGGAACAAACUCAGAACUUCGAUCUCUUCUGUUACAAAGCAACCAACUCAAUGAUAGAGGCCUCGAAGUGUUUGGUAAAUGUAUGGAGAAAACAUCAUGCUUGGAGAGAAUUGAUUUUACUGACAAUGGCAUAACAGAGGUUGGAGCUUCGCAUGUUGUCAGUUUUGUUUCAAACAAUUCUUCAAUUCGUCAUGUUUACCUAUCGCGUGGCAACACUAUUAAACGGAAAACUGUAAAGAAAAUCAGGUCAAUUUUAUCAGAAAGGAAAUCUGGGAAAAGUAAAUAGAAGAGUUGUGAUUUGUAAUGCUAUAUGUAGUUCAGGUAGGACUGUGUAAGUGUGUAUCCAUUUUAUGACUUAAUUUUUUUGUUGUUGUUUUCAAUCUUUUACCGCUAUAGAGCUUAAUUUGUCAUUUUGAAUUUUUAUUUUAUUAGAGCUCAAAUGUUGUUUAAUCUUUAGGGCUUAAGCUCUGUUUUUAUAUUUGCAUUAGUACAAUGUUAGCUUAGGUCAGAGGUUCGUAAAACUUGGAAUCCCCUUAUGUGGAGUGUUUAAUAUUAAUAAUGGGCUCAAUAGAUAACAAACCAUUUUAUGAUCUAUGAAUAAACAGGCUUUUCUAAGUAAAAAGUCAGGCAUUUACUUGUAGGUAUUUUCACUAAGUUUGUCUCAAAAAGUGUAAGAACUCCUGUGUUAGAUAUAUAUUUUGUAAAGUAUUAGAUGUAUUCAUGUAUAAAUUGUGGGUUCUUGUAUAUUUUGAAGUGUGAAUAUUUGUAUAUAUUUGGAGUAUAGUAACUUUAUAAUACCUAAUUGUAAAUUUUCCUUUGCUUUGAGUUUCUGUAGAUCAUUGUAAACUGUAGAAAUACUACUUGUAAUUUUGCUGUAAGAAAUAUCGCAUUCGACAUUAGUACAAUACUGUGGAGCUUUAUUCGCUUUAGAUUUUUAUUUUAUACUUGAUUUAUUAUUGCAACUGCAUACAAUUAAUUGCAUCAAAAAUCUGUGUUAGGUUGCAUAGGGUAAUUGGUAAUAUGGUCAAAAUUCACAAAAGUUUGAAAACCACUAAACAUGGUGCAUUGAUAUUGUAAUUAUGUAACUAUAAAAUUUUGCAUAUUCUAAAAGUAUUUUAAUAACGCAGUUAUCGUGUGUUUUGUUCGGAGAUUAUUAUACCAAAAGUUUCAAGCAUAUAUAAUACACAGUAUUACAAUCCACAUAUUACUAAGUUCAUAUAUCAUCUCUCUGUGAUUAAUAAUUUUACUGAUAAAAGUUGUGUUGACUGUUUAAUUAUGUAUUUUAUUAUAUAUCUUGUAGUUUGAAUUGCUAAAAUAAAUGUAGCUUUUUGA
Molecule: messenger RNA, 3972 nt
Organism: Ciona intestinalis (vase tunicate)
Lineage: Eukaryota; Metazoa; Chordata; Ascidiacea; Phlebobranchia; Cionidae
Source: RefSeq, a predicted model, not a curated record